Messenger RNA from Sinocyclocheilus anshuiensis, 1970 nucleotides. RefSeq names its product forkhead box protein O4-like. Gene Ontology annotation, cellular component: nucleus. The record is from RefSeq and is a predicted model, not a curated record. Lineage: Eukaryota; Metazoa; Chordata; Actinopteri; Cypriniformes; Cyprinidae. Gene Ontology annotation, biological process: regulation of transcription by RNA polymerase II. The transcript is spliced from 2 exons. The coding region runs from base 42 to 1895 and encodes 617 amino acids. Gene Ontology annotation, molecular function: DNA-binding transcription factor activity, RNA polymerase II-specific; RNA polymerase II cis-regulatory region sequence-specific DNA binding.
AUCACCUGACUAUCUACCUGGCAUCGGCUUAUUAAGAACAGAUGAUGAUGAUAGAUGAGGAUGAAGCGGAGGCUCAUCAGGUGGAUAUGGAGUCGGAUUUGGACAGCAGACCUCGCUCAUGCAGCUGGACGAACGACUUCUCGUGUGAGGUGAACGCGGAUCUGUCGCUUAAUCUCUCCAUGUUUAAAGUAGAUUCGGAUCAUGUUCCAUCACCAGCGUGCAGGAGGAGGAGGAUGAUGCUGGAUGCCGGAGGAUUUCACGACUUAACGGGAGCUGCGCUGCGCAAAACCAAGGCAUCCUCCCGACGGAACGCGUGGGGAAACCAGUCCUACGCGGAGCUCAUCACCCGAGCCAUCGAGAGCACACCCGAGAAAAGACUUACCCUGUCUCAGAUCUACGACUGGAUGGUCCGAUAUGUGCCCUAUUUUAAAGAUAAAGGACACAGCAACAGCUCUGCCGGAUGGAAGAACUCCAUCCGCCACAAUUUGUCCCUGCACACGCGUUUCAUCCGUGUGCAGAACGAGGGAACUGGCAAGAGUUCGUGGUGGAUGUUGAAUCCUGAUGGAGGGAAGCCAGGGAAAGCUCUUCGCCGUAGAGCUGUCUCAGUGGACAAUGGCACCAAGCACUUGAAGAGCAAAGGGCGAGUGAACCGUAAAAAAAUAGCUAUGAAAGCAGAGCAGGGUACAGAGACAUUGUUGGGGUUCUGUAGCUCUCCAGAGCAUUGCAGUCCCACUAGGAAGUCUGGAACAGGUGGUGUGGUGGUUAGGGAGGAGUUUGAGACCUGGACGGAUCUCCAUUCAUUUGGCAGCUCUUCAGCUUCAACUCUUAGUGGUCGUCUAUCACCUAUACUAGCCGAGGGGGAGUUGGGGGAACCUGAAGUGGAGAGAAUUUCCUGUUCGGCAUCUCCACACCUGUACCCCAGUCCCUCCAGUGCCCACUCACCUGCUUCCCACUGUCCUGCAGAUCUCAGAGCAACAAUUAACUACCAGCAGCACCAAUCCCCAUGUCAUAAACAGCCAUCUUACCAAUACACCAGUGACAUGAAGGGGCAGGACUCCAGCUGCGAAACAGUUUAUGGCCAGCCAGAUGUUGGCCUGCUUCAGCACCACUCCUCCAUGCAGACUAUAGAGGAGAACUCCAGUAGUAUGCAGGCCUACAAGGGCACAAGCACUCUCCAGAGUUUACUGACCAUAGGAGGACCCCAGUUCUGUGUCAAGGACAUGAUACUUGGAAAAGAGAAUGUGGUCCACUCAAUGAUGGUUGCUCAAGGAUCCAGAGAUCUGCAUCACAGUGAGAAUAAUGACCCUACCACUAACCCUUCCUCCAAACCAAUUCACGGCCACAACAUUAUUCGGAACUUGAGCCAGGACCAUCAGCCUGCAUUGGUCCACUCUCAGCCCAGUGAUGGACACAUGCAGUCAUACAUAAAUAAAGCCCCUUAUCUAUAUAGUUCCCCAGUCAAUGUACAUCUUCCAGCAUCCUCCAUGCUUCCCCCAAACCCUGCAGGCAUGCAGGGAAUCUCACAGGACACCUGCCACCUUGCUACAGCUCCAUACCCACAACACCAUCCUUACAUUUACACAGAUCCACAUCAGCACAGUAUGGCAUAUGGACUGUACCGCCAACCUCAGGGUACGGGGACAGGUUACCACCACAACUUCCACCACCAUCACCAGCUCUACCCACAUGAGCGGUUGCCAGCAGACCUGGAUAUGGAUGUAUUCUACAGCAGCCUGGACUGUGACAUGGAGUCUAUACUCUUACAUGACAUUAUGGACUCGGGAGAAGAGAUCGACUUCAAUUUUGAUUCCUCGCUGACACAAGGAAUGGGCAUGAGUUUUGGGUUUACGAGCACACAGCAGAGCCACAGCAAACAGAGCUGGGUGCCUGGAUAAAUGCCAUAGAAUCAUCAAAGAGUUUUUUCUCAAGACAUAACAACCUACAUGCCAGCCAGCAGUGGGGUCCCAACA